Molecule: messenger RNA, 2236 nt
Organism: Polychytrium aggregatum
Lineage: Eukaryota; Fungi; Chytridiomycota; Chytridiomycetes; Polychytriales
Product: TRAPP trafficking subunit Trs65-domain-containing protein
Exons: 8
Coding region: 156-2207 (683 amino acids)
Biological process (GO): intra-Golgi vesicle-mediated transport
Cellular component (GO): TRAPPII protein complex
Source: RefSeq, a predicted model, not a curated record
CCCCCAUCUCAACAGCCGGCCUUUUCGCUUCAGGUCCUGCAGCAGCUCAACCUGGUCCUCCGUCCCACACCGAGCAGCACGUUCCUCUGACGUUGGCGGUCGAGCACACUGGUCCAUCGCCCGCUGGCCAUACGCCUCUCCUCAAAUCUCUCACGAUGACGCUCUCCAGCCUGCAAAUCGAAUCGCUGCUUGCCGAGGCUUCGUACGAAUGCAUCGUGCCAGCAAUCGACUCGGUCACUUCCGACUGCCUCGAAAUCCCUCUUCGCGAUGUCGCCUACUGGGAUGAGGUGCUGUCGUUCUACCUUUGCGCAAAUCCCUCGGAGAACUGCCCAAUUGCUGCCACCGCAGAGUCGCUUCCGUCGAUAGCCCAGGCGAUCUCGAUCCAAAUCACGGCCACCCUGACCUCAAGCGAGUUUCCCUCGACCGCCUACAACUCCUCCGAGAGUCUGGCCGAUGUCUCGGCCUCAGCCAGCUACAACGACAUGAGCGCAGCGAAUGCUGAGGGCAUUGUCGCCAACCCGAGCCUCUCGGUUCAAACGACCGUGUCGGCGCUUCCUGCUGCGGUGCUAUCGACCAUUCGCGGCAACUAUAGCGUCCCCAUCCCGGGUCUGAACCAGAUGAAGCGCAACCCUGCAUAUCGCCGCGAUACCAUCAACAGCCCCAUCGCCGCUGCUUCUCCUAUGGCCGCAGCAGCAACCAGACGCACUCGCGGCAGCACCAUUGCCGUCAUCUCGUCGAGACCAUCGGACUCGCCUGUGGUCGAGAGCGCCGUGUCCGUUUCCAAGGAGCCGGCCGAGGAGGUCAUGCUUUCAUACACGUACCACUACACAGAGGAGGUCGAGGAUCUGCCCAUUCUGCUUACCGAUGGACGAAUUUUGUUUCCGCUCAAGGUUCCUCUGGAGAUUAUCCAUAACAAGGCCGGAUCGUCAAGUCGCUCCAAGCUCGUGCUCAACAUCUCGGUUGCACCCAAACCCAGCUCGUGGUCCGAGAACAAUCGCGACAACUGUGACCUCGAUACCUUUGAUGCAGUCAAUUUGCUGGAGGGGCUCUCUAUAGACCAGUACUUCAACCCCCACAGCAUCCCCUCCCAUCGUCUGUCGCAUCAGCAUCGACGGAUCCCUGGUCUGCCGGCGCCAACCGGCCCCACAAGGGUACCGAAGGUCGUCCGGAUGGUCUUGCCGCUCUCCGAGUUUCUGACCGUGCGCUUCAACACCAAUCUCAUCACUCCCGAGACCAUGAUCCUGUCCGUCAACAUCUCUAACAACCACACCAAGCACCUAUUUGACUUUAUCGUGAGCUCGGUGCGGGUCGAAAUGACCAACGCCAUGGUCGCCUACAUCCAAGGAGACAUUGGCUCGGCAUUGCCUGUUACACUGAAGCCUCUCGAGGAGAUCGACCUGGUUUACAAAGUCUCGUUCUUGGACGCCGGCAGCGGCAGCGUCGAAGAGUCCCAAAAGCGGCAAAGAACCGGGGCCCGGCUCCACAACCCUCCGCAAGAGUCGAUGGUCUCGCUGUUCUCGGAAUCGAAUCAAAUGGGUCGCCUGAUCAACGUCUUGAUCGAGGGCAUUCCGAGCGUAUGCGGCAUUCGUGGACAGACUGUCUGGUCCGAGUACUACUGUUGGGCACAGUCCAGCCCCGGUAUCGGUAUCGGCACGGCAUCCUUCCAAGGCACCGGGAUCCACGGCCGCAAGCAUCUUGUGCCCAAGCGCAUCAUCCAUCUCCGAUCGUCGACGGCCGAGAAGACAGGGGAAACCGUGGGCGGGGUGUCGAUUGUGUUCACUGUGGUAUCGCCGGUCUCUCUAUGCAAGAUCUUCUCGAUACAGGCCUUCUUUGUCAACAAAACGUCCCGGAUCCGCAACUUUUCGCUGAUCAUUCCCCAGGCCCAAAAGAGAGACAAGUUCAAGACUGCCACUGGCAGCUCGUUUGAAUCCAAGCUCUCUGUGAGCUACGAGGAGAUGGUGGAGAGCUACACCGAGGACUGCAAGACCGAUGCCUCGCUCGUCUGCCUCGAGAGCGAAGUGAAACUCGGACCACUCCGGCCCAACACUUGCCAGUCCGUCUACCUGCAUUUUAUUGCCACAAAGGGCAACUUCCACACCCUCGAGACCAUCCAGGUCCUCGACCGCGACUCGGGCAAGAUCGAGGAGCUCAAGAACGUGCUGCAGAUCUAUGUCAAAAGCACCGCCGCGGGAGGGGAGUUGGCUUGAUGCCGCGUCGUCUAUACACUAUAUCGCCG